Molecule: messenger RNA, 1038 nt
Organism: Parnassius apollo (apollo)
Lineage: Eukaryota; Metazoa; Arthropoda; Insecta; Lepidoptera; Papilionidae
Source: the annotation of a GenBank genome assembly
AUGAAAACAGGACGAUCAAAGCUUAUGUUAAAACUUGUGGAAGAAACAAGCAAAAAUUCGAAAAGUACGGGUUUUACUCAUGAUGAGCGCAUGGAUGAGGAGGACUGCAUACCAGGGACUCCAGAAUGCCAUUCGCCAUUACCUUCAGGAGCACGCAACGUAAUAGAAGAGAUGAACGACAUUUGUGAAGAUGUCUUUUCAGAUGACGUACACGGAACAAGCGAAAUCAUAAAAUCAACAAAUGAAAAUAUGGACCCGAACAUACCAUCAUCUACUUGUGUUCUUGAAGAAGAUCCUUUUAUGGCCGUGUAUGAAAAUGCAUCCUCACCAUAUUUACUCGCGUCAGAAAAUCAGCAUGGUGUCGUGUCCCUCUUAAAUAUCACCUCAGCUCUAACCCCUUUAAAUACUUCUACCCUGAUAUCAGACCUGUCACCUUUCCCGCAACCGAUUACCCCGACUGUUGACAACAAUGGACAAACACCUAUGCCAUCACCAGUAAAAACUCAUGGUGAGGUCUUAAAUUCUUGCUUUGAUGCUGGACUUAAUAUAUGUGCUUCAAUUUGUGACUUGGAUGGUGUCAACAAGAAAGCUCUAUGUCAGUUAGGGGCUUCUGUAGAGAAUCCCUGCAUAGAAGCCCAGGCUAAACGGACUUCUGAAAAUAGUCCCUCUUUGCUGGCUUCUACCCAGUUAAUAGGCCUAAAUCCAAUUCCAUUUCUACCAAUGGAACAGCAAUCCACGCCAACUUAUAUUGGAAAUUUUCCAGCUGAAAAUGUUCCUGUUGUAGAGACAGCACAACAGCAUGCGAUUGUAAGGUUGGCUAUUUUACGCCUACCUGGAACAUCUGGGCCAUCUUCUAGGCCAAGUGUUGCUCGCAUGGUAUCAUUAAGCCCUUUAUCGAUGGUUCAGUCUCCACCCUGCACACUACCCACAGUUGGAGGUCCCGCAAGUCCUCCCCCGAACUCCUUCGGGAUCAGGCAGCCACCCACAGCAUCGACUAAGAAAAGCACGACGCCAAUUGACUGGAUCUCCAGUGCAUAA